GGAGUGGUGACCUUUCGCGUCCUUAAGACGACAGUCUAUCACAAAUCGCUGGGAAGUUCGCCUCGUUGCCAGCCGCCUACCAUAGCUGUUGACGUCUGUCACGAAACUGCUGUUGAUCCUCCUGCUUUUAUCAGACAAACGAGACAAAGCCCGCCAAAAUGGUCUGGAUCACCGUCGACGAUCAGAUGGCCAAGCUGAGUCAAACGAUAUACGCUCAAAGUCUACUGGAUCACAUGUGCGCUCUGGACAUCGAGAGCCAAGUUCCCUUUGUCCGUUUAUCCGGUAUUAUCUGCACGAUCGGUCCCGCAUCCCGAUCCGUGGAGACCUUGGAGAAUAUGAUCGAGACGGGAAUGAAUAUCACCCGAUUGAAUUUCUCUCACGGAACCCACGAAUAUCACGCGGAAACUAUCGUCAAUAUUCGCCAGGCGAUAAAGAAUCUAAGCGCCCGUGCCGGCAUCACUAUCCCCGUUGCUAUCGCCCUUGAUACGAAGGGUCCCGAAAUCCGUACCGGUCUCCUUGAAGACGGCGACUCAGCUGAAGUGGAAUUAGUCAAGGGUCAAACGUUUAAACUUUCCACCGACAAGGCGUUCAUGGAGAAGGGAAACGCACAAGUUGUUUAUGUUGAUUACGAAAAUAUCUCGAAAGUGUUGAAAGUAGGGAAUCGCGUGUUUGUGGAUGACGGCUUGAUCUCUCUCAUCGUCACUGCCGUUAGUCCCAAUUUAAUCUCAACCACCGUUGAAAAUGGUGGUAUGUUGGGUUCUCGUAAAGGUGUGAAUUUGCCAGGAGUACCGGUGGAUCUUCCGGCGAUAUCGGAGAAGGAUAAAUCUGAUCUUCAAUUCGGUGUUGAACAGCAAGUCGACAUGAUAUUUGCUUCCUUCAUUCGAAAUGCCGCCGCGUUAACCGAGAUCCGUAAGAUCCUCGGCGAGAAAGGCAAAAACAUCAAGAUCAUAUCGAAGAUUGAGAAUCAACAGGGUAUGACGAAUCUUGACGAGAUUAUCGAAGUAUCUGACGGUAUAAUGGUGGCGCGCGGUGAUCUCGGAAUAGAAAUACCCCCGCAGAAGGUAUUUCUAGCGCAGAAAUCUAUAAUCAGCAAAUGCAACAAGGUCGGGAAGCCGGUGAUUUGCGCCACGCAGAUGCUGGAAUCCAUGAUAAAAAAGCCACGUGCCACGAGAGCCGAAACGUCAGAUGUUGCCAAUGCUAUCCUCGACGGUGCUGAUUGCGUUAUGUUAUCCGGCGAAACCGCAAAAGGAGAUUAUCCCUUGGAGUGUGUUAACACAAUGGCUAACAUUUGUAAAGAAGCGGAAGCCGCGAUUUGGCAUACACAAAUCUUUCACGAUUUGGCGAGCAAAGCUGUACCACCUAUUGACGCCACCCAUGCUGUUGCUAUUGCUUCUGUGGAAGCAUCCGUUAAAUGUUUGGCUACUGCCAUCAUCGUUAUCACGACAUCCGGUCGAUCAGCAUUUCUGAUCUCCAAGUAUAGACCUCGAUGCCCCAUCAUUGCAGUUACUAGAUUCCACCAGGUUGCUCGACAAUCGCAUUUGUACCGCGGAAUAUUACCAUUGUUCUAUGAAGAACCGCGAUUGGCCGAUUGGAUAAAAGACGUGGAUGUACGUGUACAAUUUGGAUUAAACUUUGGCAAAAGUCGUGGUUUCGUAAAAACUGGGGAUGCGGUAAUAGUUGUGACGGGAUGGCGAAAGGGCUCUGGCUACACGAAUACGCUUCGCAUCGUGACUGUCGACUAAACUCACACUAUUGAACUGGCAUAGGAAGCAUGAUCUUUAUGGAGAUGUAGAUGUAAUACACAAUACACUAAAGAUUAUCGCGAACAUGUAUGUAAUUAUAUAUCAUCCUGUCACGAGUUCCAGUAAAUACAGUUAUAUGAGACUAAUUUCAUUAGUAUAAACCCAGUAUUAUUUUAUUGUUGAGAAAAAUACAAAUGCACAUAGAGAAACAAAAGGUGCAUAAAUUAUUGUAUACAGAUGCUGUUAUGUAAGCGAAACAAUGAUCUACAUCAUAAUAUAAAAAAUAGAUAAAUAACUCUUGGAUUAUUAAAACAACUUGUCGAGUGUUAAAUCUUCGUGUUCCUGUAUAGAAACAAAUAAAGACAUUUACUUUGCAGUAAUGGAUGUCAAUUGUAAGUCGUAAUAUAAAUCAUACGAGUUAAUGUUCGAACAUA
This is a messenger RNA of Cataglyphis hispanica, 2176 nucleotides long. RefSeq names its product pyruvate kinase-like. The transcript is spliced from 8 exons. Gene Ontology annotation, cellular component: cytoplasm. Gene Ontology annotation, molecular function: pyruvate kinase activity; potassium ion binding; magnesium ion binding. Gene Ontology annotation, biological process: glycolytic process. Bases 159 to 1742 code for a protein of 527 amino acids. NCBI's taxonomy places the organism in Eukaryota, Metazoa, Arthropoda, Insecta, Hymenoptera, Formicidae. The record is from RefSeq and is a predicted model, not a curated record.